Molecule: messenger RNA, 783 nt
Organism: Dentiscutata heterogama
Lineage: Eukaryota; Fungi; Glomeromycota; Glomeromycetes; Diversisporales; Gigasporaceae
Source: the annotation of a GenBank genome assembly
AUGUGUGUGGAAGCAGGAAGACCAUUGAUUUUGACAGAUUUGGAAAUUAUUUACGGAAGUCUUUACGAUUUGUGGAAUCAAAACUACAUUGUUGUUGGUAGCGCCGAUGAUCCAAAAUAUUAUACUAGAGUAGCACUUGGUGCUUAUGCAAAUCCUAUGCUCUAUGUGGCGAAGACCUUUAGAUGUAUAUUGGUACUUGACGAGAAAAAAUUGAGACAUGCAGAUCCACCACUUUUAAAUCGAUUUGAAAAGCAAAAGAUGACUAUCAACGACACACUUACUAAGCAUGAGGAUGAGUUGGUUCAGCAAUUAUCUAAUUGGGCCAAACAAAUGGUAACGAUAUUUGGAAAAAACACAUUCGAUCCCAAAACCAAAUUUUCUCAAAAGGAUCUUUUCAUCGGAUUCGAUCCAGAUGAAACCUUACAAAGUUUGGUCAUUGAUGUUAAAAAAAGUAAUCCUUAUAGCAGCGAUGACGCAAUUCUCGAACAAUGUAAAGAAAAUUUAAUCGCCAUUGCAUCUUCUGAUGGCAUAAUCCGAGCAGAAAAAUCUAUAUUGGAUCCAGAAGAAGUUGCUUAUUGGAAGAAUGUUUACUUUAAAAAACAGCAUCAUGAUCAUCUUGCUGACCAAAUCCAAGCAUUACUUGACAAUACAGAUGAAUUCUUAGUAAUUAUAAACACAUUCUCUAAUAUUAAUACAGAUGUCAAGGCAUGUUUACAGGAGACAAUUGAUUGUCAAGUGGAUAAGCUUUCGACCUUCAAAACCGAAUCUCAACUUCAAAAUAGG